ACACAGGAGGUGAUAAAUGCAGCGGAGGUCGCGCGUGACGGGCUGCAGUCUUGCAGGCCGCACACCGGGAGCACUGGAGAAAUUUGAUCGAAUCUGAGUCAACAGAAUGGGCAAAGUGCACUUUUAUGCCAUCUGGUCCUUACGUGAAGCACCUCGUCAGUUUAUACGAAAUGUCAACCGUAUGAUGUACCAGGUUCAGAUGCCGUUACCUUUACCGAAGCAGCUGAUAGUAUUUGGUUUAGGGGAAUGGUCAUCCUUCUCCAGUGACACUGAGAUCUCUGUGGAGGUUCUGCUGGGUCCAGAGGUCAAAUCACAGGUCAUCGGGACUCUUUCACCUCACUCCAGGUGUCUGAUCUGGCAAGGAGUUUGGACUCCUGAACUCCUCAGUGAAGCCACACAGAGAGGCAGGAGAGGAGUUUAUGCCAAAGUCAUGCUCAGCAUCAAUGGACAGGUGAGAUCCAGUUUUAUCAGCAGCACUCCACGAGUGAGGAGGAAACGUCUAGCGCUGAACCACUCCUCCAAUCCGUCCAGCACCCUUCUCAGCAGUGGAGAGAGUCAUGAUAUCACCCAGAGAUCACCUCCCGAAGGAAGCGUCAGCUGUGCGGAGCUGGGCACAAGCAAAAUGGAGACAAGGGAAAACACUCUACUCAAUGUUCAGGGCGUGUGGCCAAUGGAUAAAACUCCAAGACGCUCCAUUAUAGGAAUAAAGGGGUAUGUUUGGAGUUCUGAAGAACCGGAAAGCCCUCGGGAUCCAAACCGAGUUUCAAGCCCGAAGAAACGCAAACUGCGUAAAAUGUCUGCAGUAGAUUUAGAGGACGAGACUGCCAUCAAACGUGUCAAGAGUUGCAGGGCUGGUAAAGACUGUCCGUCAAAGCGCUGGAGCCACGCAAUGUGUUUGAGUGAUCCUGAAACGGCCAUUCUGAUUGGUGGAGAGGCUGAUGACCAGGCCAGUUGUAAAGACUCGAUAUGGAAAUUGGAGAUUGACAAUGAUUUCUGGUUCCCCAUGGACGUCUCAUCAUCUGAUGUCAGUCCACCAAGCGCACAAGGUCACACUGCAACCUUUGAUCCCGAGUCUAAAGUCGUCUAUGUGUACGGUGGUCUGAGAGACGGCCAGCGAUACAAUGAUAUUUAUGUACUGGACACUAAAACAUGGAAGUGGAAGCUUAUUUCUGCAAAGGGAAAUAUCCCGUCAUUGGCAUAUCACAGUGCCACAGUCUAUAAGAAGGAGCUGUAUGUUUUUGGAGGGGUGCAGCCCAGCCGAUGUCCUGAAGGCAAGGUUUGCAGUAACGCAUUGUACAUCUUUAACCCAGAACAUGGUCUGUGGUAUCAGCCGAUUGUGGAGGGUGACCGUCCUCUGCCCAGGUUUGGGCACUCCACCACGCUGCUGUCCAACAAGAUGAUCAUUUUUGGUGGGAGAAAAACCGCCACCUACCUCAAUGAUCUUCACAUCUUGGAUCUAGGCUUCAUGGAAUACACUGCUGUAAAGUACGAGAACAUGCCACCAUUGGCCCGUGGGUUUCACGCUGCUCUACCCUUGUCUGACAACAGGGUGCUGAUCAGCGGAGGCUGCAGUGCUGUAGGAGCCCUACAGGACCUCCAUCUCUUCAACAUAGAUACCAGCUCCUGGACAUCAGUGGUGUCCCCAUUGCUUUGCUCUAAGCCUCGCGCAGGCCACAGUCUGAUAAGCCUGGGUGGUACAAAGGCUUUAUCUUCAGACCCGAGGGAUGCAAGGGAUCGCCAUCAUGGCAAGAGCCUCUCUUUUCAAUGUACCAUUCUAGUGUUUGGAGGGUCCGAUUGUUUAGGAACCUUUUAUAAUGACACCAUUAAAUGCAUGGUUGAACUCCCUGUUUAGGAUCAGGGACUACGGGAUUUUUUUAAGAAAUUAAUGUAGGGUACUACAGGAACGUAAUGGAAAAAAUUGGAAAAUGAGAAGCACUUUUAUCGUUUGUUUUUUAACGUUGCAGUUUUAGCAUGAACAGCUGUUUUACAGCUACCGUUUUAAUAGUGAUUUCCUUAAAAGCAAGCAAAGCCUUCACUCUCACUUGAAUGUGUAGUUCAGAUUUGUAUUUAGUACAUUCAGAGACUCAAUGUAUUUUUGUGCAAUAAAUGUUUUCUCUUAUUUUGCACGUAUUUUA
Molecule: messenger RNA, 2135 nt
Organism: Ctenopharyngodon idella (grass carp)
Lineage: Eukaryota; Metazoa; Chordata; Actinopteri; Cypriniformes; Xenocyprididae
Exons: 13
Coding region: 107-1852 (581 amino acids)
Molecular function (GO): protein binding
Source: RefSeq, a predicted model, not a curated record